This is a messenger RNA of Loxodonta africana (African savanna elephant), 5363 nucleotides long. RefSeq names its product CDK5 regulatory subunit associated protein 1 like 1 (gene CDKAL1). Gene Ontology annotation, cellular component: endoplasmic reticulum. The transcript is spliced from 13 exons. The record is from RefSeq and is a predicted model, not a curated record. Gene Ontology annotation, biological process: tRNA methylthiolation. Gene Ontology annotation, molecular function: 4 iron, 4 sulfur cluster binding; tRNA (N(6)-L-threonylcarbamoyladenosine(37)-C(2))-methylthiotransferase activity. The coding region runs from base 485 to 1942 and encodes 485 amino acids. Lineage: Eukaryota; Metazoa; Chordata; Mammalia; Proboscidea; Elephantidae.
UGGAUGGCAGCGGGUUUGGUUUUUGGUUUACCCAGUAUAUUUAGUUAGGAAUGCUUUUCUUUGUAACAGAAAGCCUAAUCAGCAAUGGCUUACACUAAGGGUGAUUUAUUUUUCUCCCAUUAGUUUUUGUAUCUGCUGAAGUUUGGAGGUAGGUAUCUCUUUGACAUUGAUUUAGCAGCCCAACGAUGUCAGGGCUAUUGGUUUUGUAAUUUUCUUAGCCUGUCCUUCAUGGUGGCAAGAUUGGUACCCUAGUUGUAGGCAUUGCCCAGGCACCAAGAAAUGGGAUGGGUUGACAUCAGCAUCUCUCUUUAUUUUUCCAGGAAAGCACAAGCCUUCCUGGAAGCCUUGCAGCACAGCAGACUACCACCUGUCUUAUUGGUCCACACUGUUUCCCAUGGCCACCCCUAACCUUGAAGGAAAGCUGUAGGAGUGUGAUUUCGUUUUUCCAGCCUCUGGUGGAAAUGGAGAAAGGAGGAGUUUGGAAAUGGAAAAGGCAUCAGAUGCAGAUUUAUGGCUCCUGAAUAGUUGUACUGUAAAAAACCCAGCUGAAGACCACUUUAGGAACUCAAUUAAAAAAGCCCAAGAGGAGAACAAGAAAGUAGUGCUAGCUGGAUGUGUUCCUCAAGCCCAGCCUCGUCAGGACUACCUUAAAGGACUGAGUAUCAUAGGGGUUCAACAGAUAGAUCGUGUGGUAGAAGUUGUAGAGGAAACAAUUAAAGGUCACUCUGUGAGACUGCUGGGUCAGAAAAAGGAUAAUGGAAAACGGUUGGGGGGAGCACGACUGGAUUUGCCAAAGAUUAGGAAGAACCCACUAAUAGAAAUCAUUUCCAUCAAUACUGGGUGUCUCAAUGCUUGUACCUACUGCAAAACUAAACACGCCAGAGGAAAUUUGGCCAGUUAUCCAAUUGAUGAACUAGUAGAUAGAGCCAAACAGUCUUUUCAAGAGGGUGUUUGUGAGAUAUGGUUGACCAGUGAAGACACAGGGGCUUAUGGCAGAGAUAUUGGCACCAGUCUCCCCGCACUACUCUGGAAGCUGGUUGAAGUGAUUCCUGAGGGAGCGAUGCUGAGGCUGGGCAUGACAAAUCCGCCCUAUAUUUUAGAGCAUCUGGAGGAAAUGGCGAAAAUCCUUAAUCACCCCAGAGUCUACGCCUUUCUGCAUAUACCAGUCCAGUCUGCCUCUGACACUGUACUCAUGGAAAUGAAAAGAGAAUACUGUGUGGCUGACUUCAAAAGAGUAGUGGAUUUUCUGAAAGAGAAAGUUCCUGGAAUAACUGUUGCUACAGACAUCAUCUGUGGUUUUCCUGGAGAAACAGAUCAAGAUUUUCAGGAAACAGUGAAACUUGUCGAAGAGUACAAAUUCCCAAGCCUCUUUAUUAACCAGUUUUACCCAAGACCAGGAACUCCUGCUGCAAAAAUGGAACAAAUUCCAGCACAAGUGAAAAAGCAAAGGACAAAAGAUCUUUCUCGGGUAUUUCAUUCUUACAAUCCAUAUGAUCACAAGAUUGGUGAAAGACAACAAGUGUUAGUAACAGAAGUAUCUUUUGAUUCCAAGUUUUAUGUUGCACACAAUCGAUUCUAUGAGCAGGUAUUAGUGCCAAAGAACCCCUCAUUCAUGGGGAAAAUGGUCAAAGUGGACAUUUAUGAAUCAGGAAAGCAUUUUAUGAAAGGGCAGCCGGUAUCAGACGCCAAAGUCUACACGCCAUCCAUCACCAAACCAUUAGCAAAGGGAGAAGUCUCGGGUUUAACAGAGGAAUUCAUAAAUAGGUGUGGGAAUCACUUGAGUUCACUCUCCCACACCUCUGCUGCCAUUCAGCGGGAUUCGGUGAGUUCCAGAACGGUGCUGCUGAUGCAGAGGCUACAGGAGGAAUGCAUACUGAAGAUCUCUGUGGGCCUGGCUCUGUUGGCUCUUCUUUUUGCUUUCUUUGUGAAGGUCUAUAAUUAGAACACAACUGAAUGAAGCACCUGUGAAGAAUAACUUUCUAAUUAAAAUCUUCAUUGAGCAGGAAAGCAACCACGUCAACUCUCAAAGGGCAAUCAUUUGUACUGGUCCCACUGCCUUCUCUUCAGCCACACUUUUUAAUGAGGCUCACCCUGUCUCACAUUGAAUUGGACCCAUUGGUUAUUUGACCUAAAACCUAAUAGCAGCUGCCAUGGCAUAUCUUUUCAAUUAAGCUCUUUUUAGUUUAUUUUCAGCAAGAAAGUGCAAGUGGUUGCUUUUUUUUUUUUAAGUCUCAGCCUUCAAGUCAGAACCUAAUUUGUAAAGUGGCUGUGGUCAUCUUUAUUUGUGUGGGAAGAAUUUUGCAUCUUUAAUAAACGUUUUUAAAUGUCUUCUUUCUCUUUAUGCUUUGGUGUCGGAGUCACAAUGCAAAAUGCCUGAGAAAGUUUUCACAGCAGAUGUGUGUGUUCCUGAAAGUUUAAAUAGAAACCUAUUCUGGGAACUCGAAUCCUGUUGGAAUGUGCCGGAAGAGCCUGCCAAUUAAAAGGAUUCUUGGCAAGGUUUUGUGAGGUGUGAGGAAUCACCCACUUGUUUAGUACCUGCCAACUUUCAGAAAUCGAAUUUGUCUAAAACAACCUAUGCCCCUUCUCUGAUGUUUUUGAUCGAUCAGGUCGAAUGUUUUCCUUUCUACCUCACAUCCUUGGCCUUUACUAAAUGAAGUAAUUUCUUUUGCAAUAAAGGAAAUUGGUGUAGUAAAGAAAUCUUAGGUCUAUCAGAAUUUAAAAAACUAUGUGGAUUGUGUGUUGUUGUUAGCUGCCAUUGAGUAGACCUCCGACUCAUGGCAACCCCGUGCACAACUGAACAAAACACACUGCCCGUCCCGCACCAUCCCUAUGGUUGUGGGUCAGACCAUUUUGAUUCAUAGGGUUUUCAUGUCUGAUUUUAGGAAGUAGAUUGCCAGGCCUUUCGUCCUGGCCUGUCUUAGUCUGGAAGCUUGGCUGAAACCUGUUCAGCAACAUGCAAGCCUCUGCUGACAAAUGGGUGGUGGCUGCACAUGAGAUGCACUGCUUGUAUUGUACAGACACAGGGAAAUCAAGGAGCCCUGGUGGUGCAGUGGUUAAGCCUUCAGCUGCUUACCAAAAGGUCAACAGUUCAAAUCCACCAGCCACUCUUUGGAAACCCUAUGAGGCAGUUCUACUCUGUCCCGUAGGGUCAAUAUGAGUUGGAAUCAACUUGACGGCAAUGAGUUUGGUUGUUUGUUUUUUUUAUGGUUACCACAGGAUUUUUUUCAUCUUUAAACUGACACCCCUGUUCAGCACUUCCUUUUAUCUUAUCAUGUUUCAACCUUUUAUGUGUCCUUUCAAAAAUCAAACCUUUUAAAUUUUGAAAAAAUUUAAAAUUGAAUUAUAUCAUCAGUUGGUAAAUGAAAAAAAAAAACUUUAGCAUCAGUACACUUCUCCCAAACCUAGUAUAUGCUUCUAAGAAAAAGGCACAUUUACAAUGCAAAGCUGCCUGUGCCCUUCAAGAGUCCCACAGCCUCAUGUCUACUUGGGAGCCUCCCCUUAUCUCACAGCAAGAUUAGGGAGAAGUGUUGGCAGAGUAUAGGAGCCUACCAGCUACCUCCUUUCUUGAGCUACCUGCAAAGCCAUUUCUUUCUUAAUAAACAGAAUGAGUUCCAGUGUGGUACUUAUUUGAUGACAACCUAGCAGAGGUGAAAAUACUACUCAAAGCCUAGAGUCACACUAUAUAGGACAUAAGGAGAAUUUUAUACCUACAACUCACUGGAGGCUUCUUUCCUGCUUCUAUUUCCUCACCCUUCCUCUCGCCCCUCAUCUGUUUCUUCCCUCUUCUCUGGCUGUAUGCUUUCCUCUUCUCCACUCUGCUUCCUCUAAGACAAUGUUACACCCAGGUGUUCAACAGCCCCCUCACCACUGUGGUACCAAUUCUCAAGGAGUGUUUCGGCUGUACAGGAUGCCCCCACACACCCCAGCGGUUAAACCCAUAACCCAUUGCCUUCGAAUCCAUCCCUGCAGGACAGAGUAGAACUGCCUCAUAGGGUUUCCAAGGCUGUAAGUCCUUACAGAUGCAGAUUAUCACAUCUUUAUCCUGUGGAGCAGCUAGUGAGUUCAGAUUGCUGACCUUUUGGUUAGUAGCCAAGCACUUAACCACAGCGCCACCAAAGCUUCCUUACCCAAGCGUUCCAAACCCAUUGCUGUUGAGUCAAUUCUGACUUCACAGAAACCCUAUAGGACAGAGUGGAACUGCCCCAUAUGGUUUCCAAGGAGUGGCUUGUGGAUUCAAACUGCCUGCCUUUUGGUUAGCAGCCAAAAGCUUAACUACUACACCACCAGGGCUCCACUCAAGUUGUUGUUGUUGUUAGGUGCCAUCAAGUUGAUUCUGACUCAUAGCAACCCUAAGCACAAAAGAAUGAAACACUGCCUGGUCCUGGGCCAUCCUCACCAUCGUUGCUAUGCUUGAGCCCAUUGUUGCAGCCACUGUGUCAAGCCGUUUCUUACCCUCGUUAGGCUGUAACUCCACUCUGCUCUUUAGUCUGGAAAGUUAAAAAGCCACCACCCUGCAUCGGGGACUGGAUCGCACAUGAUAUCAGUCACCAUAUUCCUACCAAUUGGUGAGGGGCAUAGAAGUGGCCAUGGUCUGGAAAUUCUUUUUCCCAUGACCUCCUGCUUGGAGGGAGAGGAAAAGGAUGUGGUAGGUGCCUACAACACAGUUCUCUGUAGACAGGACUCUGGAUGGACUGAGACUGAGAGCCUUGGGAGCAAGUGUGUCAUCAGUAGAGCUGUUAUCUUUCCAGCGUAUCCCCUUUCUGGCCCUGAACUUGCCCUGCACCUUGCAAGUUAGCCAUAGCAGGUGACCUCUCUGGCCAGCGAAAUCUCAGCGGAAGGGGCAUGUCCCCUCUUUGGGCAGACAUGUUCAAGGCCAGUGUACAGUUCCCCAUGUGCUCUUCCCAUUGCUGUAGUGAUUGUGGACACACAUGUCAAGAUGAAGCCUCCCUCAGCCUUGGCCCCAAGUUAAUGCCAUGAGCUCAGUCCCCUGCCAGCAUGUGUUAGACGUGUAUUGGUAAGCAAGCAAUGAGCUUCUGUUGUGUUAAGCCAAUGAGAUUUUGGGGUUGUUACCAUAGCGUAAGAAUCCCUGGGUGGUGCAAACGGUUAAUGUGCUCAGCUGUUAAACAAAAGAUUGAAGGUUCAAGUCCACCCAGAUGCACCUCAGAAGAAAGGCCUGUUUCCUAAACAUCAGCUAUUAAAAACCCUGUGGAGCACAGCUCUACUCUGACACAAAUGGGGUCUCCAUGAGUCAGAAUUGACACAAUGGCAACUGGUUUUAUUAGAGCAUAUCCUUAUCCAUCCUGAUUCAUGCAGGAAGUCAGCCAUGCCAGGACAGUAGGCUAGCGGGUUGUUGUGCCUCAUGU